CAGAAACAGACGUGCCUUCAACUUGCAUUAUGCGUCAUAGUGUUGCGGACAAUGAAUACUGCUGUUUGCAGGCCAACUGAGUGAAGAUUUUCAGAGAUUGAUCACUUCUUUUCGCUGGGUUUGAAACCCUUUGCCUGAAGAACUUGGAAGGAAACAGCGUGCUCCGUUUUUAUCCAAGAAAAUAUACAUAUAUUGGAGGCAUCUCAUUUAGCUUGUGGACUUCCUUGGGACCCAGUGAUGGUGAUGCUUCUGGGGCUACUCUUUCUGUUUGUGGACAUUUUGGAAUCCACAGCUACGGAGGCCUUAAGAAGUGAAGUUCUUGAACUCACGGCAUCUCGGCUAAUCGAUGGACACAAUGAUCUGCCCUUGAAAUUAAGAUGGUUUCACCACAACAAGCUCAGCACAAUUGACUUGAAGACACUCGGCGGUACCAACACCAACAUUGAGAAACUCCAGGCUGGCCAUGUUGGGGUGCAGUUUUGGUCAGUCUAUGUUCUCUGUGGCGCACAGAACAAAGACGCUGUGCGUUUGACACUAGAACAAAUCGAUGUAGUCAAACGGAUGUGUGACGACUAUGAAGAACUGGAACUGCUGACAUCUUCGGAGGGCAUUGAGAGUCUUCGCCCCGAGAAGAUAGGAUGCUUGAUCGGCAUUGAAGGCGGUCAUUCCAUGGACAGCAGUCUGGCCACCUUGAGGAUGUUCUAUGAUCUGGGCGCCCGGUACAUGACUUUGACGCAUGUGUGCAACACUCCCUGGGGCAGAACUUCAACGAAAGGCAGAAAUAAUUUCUAUCCUGAUGUUAAAGGCUUGACUCCUUUCGGCAUCGUAAGAGAAAUGGUGAGCGAGAUGAAUCGCCUGGGGAUGAGGGUAGACCUAUCGCACACCUCUCAAGAGACCGCAAAAACUGUUCUUAGGGUCUCCAGAGCACCUGUCAUUUUCAGCCAUUCUUCUGCUAACUCUGUCCUGCCACCAUGCCAGGAAUGUCCAGAUGACAUUCUCCUACAGCUUAAAGAGAACCGUGGAAUUAUAAUGGUGACGUUCCCUAUGAAGUUUUUGGCUUGUGGAAGUAAGACAGUUAACAUUGCAACUGUUGCAGAUCACUUUGACCACAUAAAGAAAAUUGCAGGUUCAUCUUCAAUAGGAAUUGGUGGUGACUAUGAUGGAGAAACUCGAUUUCCUACGGGACUGGAAGAUGUUUCAAAAUAUCCAGACUUAAUUGAAGAACUGCUGAGGAGAGGCUGGUCCAAGGAUGAACUCCGAGGCAUUCUGAGGGGGAACUUACUUCGUGUUUUCAAAGAAGUAGAAAAUGUGAAGAAGAGCAUGCAAGAGAAGGCAAGCGAAGUGGAAAUCCCACUUGAACAGGUGGCUCACACCUGUCGCCUAGAGCUGAGGCCUCCAACUUCAUCAAGGAACAAUUCCUGCAGUCUGAUUCGCAUGGGGCUACUGGAAAUCUUCGUCUUUACUCUAGGAAUGUACAUGAUGCUACCCUGAUGUUGAUUCCGGCCACAGUGCCAAGAGCUGCUUCUUCCAAAGUUAAGACAGAUACGAAGAACAACACUAUUUAUUGCCACUAACUCUGAGACCGUCAAUGCUCCCUGCUUCAUUUGCACAAAACAUUAAAAGAAUGACCCAAAAGUGCUUUCUCUGCACAACUGGACUUUCUUGGGUUUU
Molecule: messenger RNA, 1671 nt
Organism: Thamnophis elegans (Western terrestrial garter snake)
Lineage: Eukaryota; Metazoa; Chordata; Lepidosauria; Squamata; Natricidae
Product: dipeptidase 2-like
Biological process (GO): proteolysis
Molecular function (GO): metallodipeptidase activity
Source: RefSeq, a predicted model, not a curated record